GGAUGGAUCCCCUGGCGGGCCACAAGGUAACUGUCUCAGAGAAAGCACCUAAGGCGUUUGCUGAGAUUAAGCUGUGGGACCAGAGAAAUGAUAGGGAAUUAUGGGAUGGUUGCUUUUGCCCGAGUGAUCGAUUAUAAGUAUGGGGAGUCCGAACCGUUCGUUCGUUCUACUUGGCACAUCACAAUCAAGACUGGCUCUUGACAUUCAUUACUUGUCUUCUAUCUUGUGUUUUCACUCCUUCUUUCUUACCUUUAGUCAUUCAUUCCUUUUGAUCGACCAGUUCGACGUACAUUCUUUUCAAAAUGAGAAUCAGCAACUUGAUCGUUGCGGCCUCUGCCGCCACCAUGGUGUCCGCUCUCCCCAGCCGCCAGAUGAAGAAGCGUGACUCUGGCUUCAAGUGGGUUGGUACUAGCGAAUCUGGCGCUGAAUUCGGCUCUGCCCUCCCCGGUACCCUGGGAACCGACUACACCUGGCCCGAGACCUCCAAGAUUCAGGUCCUGAGAAACAAGGGCAUGAACAUCUUCCGUAUCCCCUUCCUCAUGGAGCGUUUGACCCCCGAUGGCUUGACCGGCUCUUUCGCUUCGACCUACCUCUCUGACCUGAAGUCGACCGUCGAAUUCGUUACCAACAGCGGUGCCUACGCUGUCCUUGACCCCCACAACUACGGACGUUUUGAUGGAAGCAUCAUCGAGUCCACCUCCGACUUCAAGACCUGGUGGACGAACGUCGCUACUGAAUUCGCCGACAACGACAAGGUCAUCUUCGAUACCAACAACGAGUACCAUGACAUGGAGCAGUCCCUGGUUCUGAACCUCAACCAGGCUGCUAUCAACGGUAUCCGUGCCGCUGGUGCCACCACUCAGUACAUCUUCGUCGAGGGUAACGCCUACACUGGUGCCUGGGACUGGACUACCUACAACGAUGACCUGUCUGGCCUGACCGACAGUGAGGACAAGAUCAUCUACGAGAUGCACCAGUACCUUGACUCCGACAGCUCCGGUACUUCGGAGACCUGUGUCAGCUCCACGAUCGGCAAGGAGCGCAUCGAGAAGGCUACCGAGUGGCUGAAGACCAACAACAAGCAGGGUAUCAUCGGUGAAUUUGCUGGUGGUGUCAACUCCGUGUGUGAGGAGGCUGUCGAGGGCAUGCUCGCGUACAUGUCCGAGAACUCCGACGUCUGGGUUGGUGCUUCCUGGUGGUCUGCCGGUCCCUGGUGGGGAACCUACAUGUACUCUCUGGAGCCCACCGAUGGCACCGCCUACUCCACCUACCUGCCCAUCCUCGAGAAGUACUUCCCCAGCGGUGAUGCUUCCUCCUCCAGCUCUGCCUCUGCUUCCGUUGCCGCUGCUACCUCCGCUGUUUCCACCACCACCACUGCCGCUUUUGAGCAGACCACCACCCCCGCCACCCAGGUUGAGAUUGCCUCUUCCUCUUCUUCCUCUUCGGCCGUCGCCGCCAGCCAGACUACUCUCAGCAAGGUCAAGUCCAAGUCCAAGUCCCCUUGCAAGCUGUCCAGCGCCACCUCCAGCGCCGUCUCUAGCGCUGCCGCUGCCACCACUCCUGCCGCCGCUGCUACCACCCCUGCCGCCGCUCCUACUUCUUCCAGCGUCGCUUUCGCCCCCACUUCCGUUUACGUUCCCACCACCACUGCCGCUGUCCCCAGCCAGGUGAGCUCCAGCGCUGCUGCUAGCAGCAGCGGUGUCGUCGGUGUCAGCGACCCCCAGGGUCCCUCGGCCACCAACUCUGCUGGUGAGGUAAACCAGUACUACCAGUGCGGUGGUAUCAACUGGACCGGCCCUACUGUCUGUGCCAGCCCCUACACCUGCAAGGUCCAGAACGACUACUACUACCAGUGCGUUGCUGAGUAAAUGCACUCACUCCGGACGGAUACGUAUUUGAAAGAGUGAGAAUGGGAAGAGGAUAGAGAGAGAGAGAGGUGAUAUAGAGGGUCCAGGAUGAAGUUGUUCACGUUCUUGUAUAUAACUUUGUAAACACUAUAAAUCAAAAGCGACCCGAGGUCCCGUC
Molecule: messenger RNA, 2025 nt
Organism: Aspergillus neoniger CBS 115656
Lineage: Eukaryota; Fungi; Ascomycota; Eurotiomycetes; Eurotiales; Aspergillaceae
Gene: egl3
Product: putative extracellular endoglucanase/cellulase
Exons: 5
Coding region: 303-1868 (521 amino acids)
Biological process (GO): glucan catabolic process
Cellular component (GO): extracellular region
Molecular function (GO): cellulose binding; hydrolase activity, hydrolyzing O-glycosyl compounds
Source: RefSeq, a predicted model, not a curated record